AUGGCUAGCGGCGAACUGUUUCGCCCAGCGUUGGGCCAGGCCGCCCAACUCGGAGCCCUCUACGAUGCCCGCAGCGACACUUUCGUUUCUCAGCCGCGCUCGCUGUUCAAGCAGUGGCCUCCUGCGGAUGCCGUGGAUAUUCGUCUUUGCCGCUCAACAGAUGUCCGCACUGUCGAAGUCCGCACCUUCAAGGAGAGGUGCGCACAGCUCGAAGUCGACGUCGAGCUUGGAGGCAGUAUCCUUGCCGGACUCGUUCCUGUUGGCGGCUGUGCUCGGUACCUCGCCUCGCCCAACACCAUCCGCGGUGCUCAUACAUCCUUGAGGUACAAUGUCACCACCGUUGAUGAGAGGCUCAGUCUUGCCACUCCCGGAAUCAGGGAACAAUUCGCUUUCGAUACCCUCCAGACUGACAUCGCUACACAUGUUGUAAUCGGCGUCCGCUGGGGUGCCAACUACAUUGUCUGCCCCAACAGCCCGGGGGACACGGGGUGUGACAAGACUCCAGAGGCCUUGGCUAUCCAACAACUUGGCCAAAUACUGAGUCGUCCAACUCCUGGCUGGUUGGAAGAACCAGCUGUUACCCCCGAGGAACAAUACGGCUUUAGCUGGUCCGAGCUGUCAGUUUUUGGCGACCUGCUCUCAGAGAACAUGCCAGCUUCUGACAACGCGCGCUUUCAAACAUCUCGGGGCUUUAUCAAAGGUCUUCACCAAAGGAUCUCUACCACAAACGACGCCAAGGGCACGCCAAUCCAGUACACCCUUCUACCCUUGGCGUUUUUGGGUUAUUUUCAACUUUUGAACAUCCGGACCAAUCUCACUGUGCACCCAUCCAACCCGGAUAGUUUGGAGCGCUUCAUGCAGCAUUUCGAUGACGCCCAAACUGCGAGCGCAACGCUUCAGCGCUACGUAUCGAGGUGUCAACGAUACCCAAUCGCAGUACCUUCCAAUCACAUCCGAGACGUCGGCAAGCAACUCCAGGCAUUCAUCGCUGCCAACAAGGCGCUGAGAGUGGCACUGGGAAGAGUCCUACGGGAGCUCCGUUCCACUGGCGUCGACCCUGACCGUCUUGGGAAACUUCUUGGUGACUUCCACGCCCGGGAGACCCCAUCAUUCGAGAUUCGCUCCCUGGCCAAAUUCACAGCCAAGAUGGAUUUUGUGAAAGGAAUCUUGGACGAAGGGGCGCAAUAUGUUGGGUUCAAAGGCCGGCGGUUAGAUUCCUUGCUUGCGCAAAACCGUCAUGACGAUGUCUACAUUCUCUAUUUCACCGACGCUGUGCGGAGAAACUCGGAAAUUUGGGCCGACACUCGAAACCUGUUUUCCGAGUUGCUCAAGAAUGAUCACCGUCCAAAGAUGGUUGUGGCGGUUGAUUGCGAUGCGCUUGGCCAGUCUCUGGAGAAGCCUUACAUUUGUCAUCGUCGGCAUGACCGAGUGUUCGUCGAAGACCUCCUCGAACAUAGGAAGGUCUUAGCAGUCAACUGCGUCAUGCAAUAUAAUGCUGGGUCCCUUGACGCCACCCUCACCAGCAAGCCUUUGCAACGCCGCGCCGUUCGGAUUCCAUGUCCCCAUUUUUCCUGCGACGGAACGCUGCCUUGCAAUUGGAUCUGUGCCACUUGUCAGUCGCCAGUCGAGUACGGCUACGUUGACGAACAGCUGUAUUGCGAGUGCGGGGCCACCCCGUUCGACUGCUGGACCUUCAAGUGUAAUGAUCCUACCCAUGGGUCGACAUGGGCUAGUUAUGACAAGCAGGUGCUCCACGGACAACUCAAGGAUCUCGAACCUUUUGAGGACCUUAACAUCCUGAUUCUUGGUGAAACCGGUGUCGGUAAAUCAACUUGGAUCAAUGCCUUCGUUAAUUACCUUACCUACGACUCCCUCGACGAUGCAAUCCAGGCUGGAAGACUAGAGUGCUUAAUCCCCUGCUCCUUCAGCACGCAGCUGAAAGACCCCAACAACCCACGGGGACGAUUCGUUCAGAAGGACAUCAAAAUGGGGAAGAGCCAGUUCGAGAACGAUGGAGCGCGCGGCCAGUCUGCGACCCAGUGCACAGCGGUGUACGGCGUGACCAUCGGGAAGACUCGAGUCCGCCUCAUCGACACCCCGGGAAUCGGAGAUACGAGAGGCCUGGAGCAAGAUAACCGGAACAUGGCCGACAUUCUGAAGGUUCUCCGCAGCUAUGACAAGCUUCAUGGCAUCUUGGUCUUGCUGAAACCCAACGCGGCGCGCCUAACUGUCAUGUUCCGGUUUUGCAUCAAGCAGCUUCUCACCCAACUGCACCGUAACGCGGCCAACAACAUUGUUUUUGGCUUCACCAACACCCGGGGUUCAAAUUACACACCAGGUGACACUUUCAAGCCCCUGGAGGCCCUUUUGGCGGAAUACAAGCAAGUACAGAUGGGACUGUUCGAGCACAACGUCUACUGCUUCGACUCGGAGAGCUUUCGGUAUCUCGCUGCCCGUCAGAAGGGUAUCGACAUGGGCCUUGUGGAAGACAACACGCGCAGUUGGAGCCGCUCCGUGUCCGAGUCCAAACGUCUCUUGAAGCACAUCCGAGGCCUCACUCCUCACCAGGUCCGAAGCACCAUCAACCUGAACGAGACCCGCGACAUGAUUGUUAAAUUGACGGAGCCGAUGGCCUUGAUUGCCCAGAAGAUCCAAACCAGCAUCGCAGUCAACAAUGACCAGGUCAGAAUGUUGAACAAUGCAGAGCUCUCCCGCAGCCAACUCGAGAAGAGCCUCUACGUUCAGCGGGAGACGGUUGAGUCGUACGAGGUGGGCGACCCCCGCACGGUUUGCACGCAUGGAGAUUGCGUUGAGGUCCGGAACGACUUUGCUGGCCGCGAUGAGACAGUCGUCGUUUACAAAACGAUGUGCCAUAGGCCAUGCUACCUCGGCGGUCAAGUGAAGCGUAACCAGAAGGGGGACCCGAAACUCAAGGACUGUCAAGCCAUGUAUAGCAAUGGGUUUUGUUCGGGGUGCAGCCACAACUACUUGGAUCACAUGCACAUCUACUAUGAUUACCGACCCCUGACUUACCGGCAUGAAAAUAAAGAUGUGAGCAAAGAGCUAAUCAAGCACGCCUCAGACAUUGAGCUCCAGCAAGAGGCUAUCCGGCUCAGGGAGACGGCCAUCGCGGAAUUCAAGGUCGAACAUGCGCAGGUUCAAGAAGCCGCCAUUCAGUUUGGUUUCUUUCUGAAGCGCCACGCGAUCGAACCAUACAAUGACGCCACGAUAGAAUACGUCGACCACCUCAUCCAACAAGAGAAGCUCAAGGUCAAAAGCGGCGGGAAGAAACAGACGCUCAGCAUCCUGGAGAAAUACAAGGCCGAGCACCUGCAGAAAGUGGAAGCUCUGACUCGGGCCAUGGCGCGCGGCGACAUCGACAUCGUUCUCGACGACCAAGGAGCGCGUCAGCUCGUGGACAGUCUUUAUGGUCUACCUCACUUCGGCAAAGACCUGCAAAAGAUUGUCCAAGUCAACGAGAUGGCAGCAGACGCUGUCUUCAGAGAGAAGUCCUGCAAUGUCUCGGCUGGUCAGCACUGGGGCCGAAAGGAACGGCCGCGUAACCGCCCGAGGAGUGUCCGGGGCCAGCCGGACAAGCCGUCCUCGUCGCCGGCAGUGCCGAGCCCGGCGACGACGGGUCAAGUCACAGCUCCCAGGGGGGAUGCUGCGGGUCCCGUGAACCAACCCCGGGGUGAGUGGGACACAUACGUUCGCGGGGCGGCAGCGAAGGCCCUUGGGUAUUUUACUUCAAAGUGGCGUUAA
Messenger RNA from Chaetomium globosum CBS 148.51, 3762 nucleotides. RefSeq lists its product as uncharacterized. The record is from RefSeq and is a predicted model, not a curated record. Bases 1 to 3762 code for a protein of 1253 amino acids. The transcript has a single exon. Lineage: Eukaryota; Fungi; Ascomycota; Sordariomycetes; Sordariales; Chaetomiaceae.